Molecule: messenger RNA, 683 nt
Organism: Colletotrichum godetiae
Lineage: Eukaryota; Fungi; Ascomycota; Sordariomycetes; Glomerellales; Glomerellaceae
Exons: 3
Coding region: 211-615 (134 amino acids)
Source: RefSeq, a predicted model, not a curated record
GCUUCCCAGGCGUACCGUGAGAGUGUGGCUGGUGCCUUCGAUGGAUUUGUCCUUGUGGCGUAUGAUGUGGCUGAGGAUCAAAGUGAGUCUCUCCAGUCGCACAGAGGCCCAUUGACAUACCCUCGCGGUCCGACUUGUCCAUUCGUGCCAGCAACCACCAACUACGAUUCGGGCCAACCAAUCCUCGAUUGCAGCUUGAACACACCUAGGAUGCUUCCCACGAUCGUUCGGCGAGCGGCCGAAGCAGCCGGCUCCAAGUUCACAGUCUUCACCAAUCCUUACCGAACGAAAAAAGUCUGGCCUCCCAACUUCACGAACCUGUCCCCUCAGUCACAAUUGCGAUUCGAGAAGAAGUACAAGAGACGCCUGGCAUUGGUUUAUGCGCGGCCGAGAUGGAACAAGGCCGUUAAGCUUGCGCAGCUUGCCACUGUGAUUGGUUUCCUUGGCUGGACAUUUUUCUUCUCCGAGCUCGAGUUCUUUGGCAAGGAAUACAGGCCGUCUGAGGAGAUCCGAAAGCGUGUCCGCGGUCUCUUUGGCACAAUCGAGGCUGACAAGCGAUACGAACGUCGCAGAGAUGCGCCCGAAGCACCCGCUCCCAUCGAAACACCCAAAUAGACAAAUCCUCGGCCGAUAAAAGUGUACCAGCAUAGGGAGGAGUUUAUGGCGUUUUGAAUACCCGGCAU